Molecule: messenger RNA, 3060 nt
Organism: Lates calcarifer (barramundi perch)
Lineage: Eukaryota; Metazoa; Chordata; Actinopteri; Centropomidae
Product: C-terminal Src kinase
Exons: 13
Coding region: 332-1684 (450 amino acids)
Biological process (GO): adherens junction organization; regulation of Fc receptor mediated stimulatory signaling pathway; protein phosphorylation
Molecular function (GO): ATP binding; protein tyrosine kinase activity; protein binding
Source: RefSeq, a predicted model, not a curated record
GACCAUUUCCUCCAGCAGCAGGCCUCGCAGAGCUCUGCCACACACACACACACAUACACGCGCUCAUACACACGCACUCACUCAAACGUACACACAUAUGCAGACAGAGUACGGACAAGCGUCAAAGCAAAGCCACGUUUGGGAUUGUCUGAUCGUAACGCUGCAAAACCUGGAUGCCCCCCAACCGCAGGAGUCAUCCUGAUGGGCCUUCGCCGCUAAUUUUACAGCAACAUCUGGUCGACACCACAGUGGUAUCUUUUGGCUCUGAUGGUACUAGCUGAACACUGACCGCUACCUGCCUGAGGACACCUGCUGCCCAAUUCCCAUCAUCAUGUCUGGGAUCCACGCGCCAUGGUCGACUGGCACAGAGUGUGUAGCCAAGUACAACUUCCAGACUGCCAACGAACAGGACCUGCCCUUCUGUAAAGGAGAUGUACUGACCAUCAUCGGAGUCACCAGGGAUCCCAACUGGUACAGAGCGAGGAACACGGUGGGCAGAGAGGGCACCAUCCCAGCUAACUAUGUCCAGAAAAGGGAAGGAGUUAAGUCAGGAGGGAAACUCAGUCUUAUGCCGUGGUUCCACGGGAAGAUAACUCGGGAGCAGGCCGAGCGGCUCCUCUAUCCCCCGGAGACGGGCUUGUUCCUGGUGAGGGAGAGCACCAACUACCCUGGCGAUUACACCCUGUGCGUCAGCUGCGAUGGCAAGGUGGAGCACUACCGCAUCAUCUACCACAACGGCAAGCUCACCAUCGACGAGGAGGAGUACUUUGAGAACCUCAUGCAGCUGGUGGAGCAUUACACCAAAGAUGCCGAUGGCCUUUGCACCAGGCUGAUUAAACCCAAGUUGAUGGAGGGAACAGUGGCAGCACAAGACGAGUUCUCCAGGAGCGGCUGGGCCUUGAACAGAAAGGAGCUGAAACUGAUCCAGACCAUUGGCAAAGGGGAGUUUGGAGACGUGAUGGUCGGAGACUACAGAGGGACCAAGGUGGCGGUCAAGUGUAUCAAAAAUGACGCCACAGCGCAGGCUUUCAUCGCUGAGGCUUCUGUCAUGACGCAACUGAGGCACAACAACCUGGUGCAGUUGCUAGGGGUAAUUGUCGAGGAGAGGGGCAGUCUCUACAUCGUUACAGAGUACAUGGCCAAGGGCAGCCUAGUGGACUACCUGCGCUCUCGAGGACGGACCGUGCUGGGUGGAGACUGCUUACUCAAGUUCUCGCUCGACGUGUGUGAAGCCAUGGAGUACCUGGAGGCCAACAACUUCGUCCACAGAGACCUGGCAGCUCGUAAUGUGCUGGUGUCCGACGACAACAUCGCCAAGGUCAGCGACUUUGGCCUCACCAAGGAGGCCUCCUCCAUACAGGAUACUGCCAAGCUGCCCGUCAAAUGGACCUCCCCUGAAGCACUAAGAGAGAAGCGGUUUUCCACCAAGUCGGAUGUGUGGAGUUACGGAAUCCUACUUUGGGAGAUCUACUCCUUUGGGCGCGUGCCUUACCCUAGAAUUCCGCUGAAAGAGGUGGUGCCGCGGGUAGAGAAGGGGUACAAGAUGGACGCCCCAGACGGCUGCCCGCCCGUGGUGUACGACCUGAUGAAGCAGUGCUGGACCCUGGACCCCGUGGUGCGGCCCUCCUUCCGCAUGCUGAGGGAGAAGCUGCAGCAUAUCAGAGCUAAGGAGCUCUACCUGUGAAGAGGAGGCGUGGGAGAGUGGGGGUGGGGGUGGGGGCGGGGGGAGAGGGCGAGGAGGGUGGGGUGAGGACGCAGCCAAGCGCAGCUGUGAAGUGGGGGAGGAGGAGGAGAGGAAGAAGAGGGACCACAGCACCUUCCUCCUGCCCGCCCAGCCUGUUGACAUGUGGGACUGCCAUACUGUGCCCUCUCCCUCCCCUCCUCCCUCCCCCACUCCCCCGACCUCAGACGUCCACCAGCCGUCCUCUGCUUCCACACAAGGACUGUUCUCCUGUUUGUGUUGUAUAGCUUUUGACAGUUUCCUCCUCUCUCAGUGGGCCACUGCUCUUCCCUCCCUCUAUACCUGCCACCGCUCACUCGCUCUCUCCUUCUCUUCUCUCAUGGUCCAAGUUUCUCUUCCUCCUCUACCUUUUUUUUUUUUUUUCCUCCUCCUGCUCCUCCUCCUCCUCCUCCUCCUCCUCCUCUCCUGAACAUGGCAUUAACUGGAGGGGAGGCUGGCCUUUUCCUCCACGUUUGUCAGGUGCUCUUUCUUCACCGCCUUCACCCCUCCAUCAUUCCUGGUUUCUCCAUAUCGCCGUGUGGCUCUGCAUGCCUUUCAUCCCGACUCUCUGUCAUUCCAUCCUCCCUUCAAUCCCUCCCUCCCUCCCCUCGGCGUGGUGUCAGGUGUGGGGCCUUCGCUCUGUGCCAAAGUGCCUCCAGUCUACAGAGCUCCAGACUUCCCUCCAGCACUUCUUUUGGUUGGACUGUUGUGGGUUGUUUUUUUAGUUCCUUUUUUUUUAAGAAAUCUUUUUUUAUUACUUUCUUUUUUUUUCAGGGAGGUUAUCAAACCAUUUGUUUAGUGCUGUCUCCCCCACGUCCACCAUGUCCCCAUCAGACUGGAUUUUUUUUUUCUUUUUUUUUUUUUUUUUCAAUUGACCACGAAGAGAGCGUGAACAGGAAGAGAGAGGAUAUGGGGGCCAGUAUCAUGUUCGUCCUCCAACCAAGACAGCACGGAGGAGCGGUGGGUGGAUGGGUGGGAGGUUGGUGGGGGAGGGGGGGCAAGACAAUAACAGGAGGAGAAGGGGGAGAGGCAGUUCACAAACAUGGUUGAUUCAUCAUACGUGGGCUUGUUUUUAUAUCAAAAUAUAUUUAAAGGAUUCAAAAAAAAAAAGAACAAGGAAAAAACUGACUGGGGCAGAGAAUUAAAAAAAAAAAAACAGGAGGACUUUCAGAAGCCAGGAGACUCUUGGCAUUAGGAAUGUUCAGUGUCUCUGUGAACGCUGGGGUCAGGGUGGUGCAUGCUGUGUGUGAGAGGCCUUGGGUUCAACUGUCAGUGCUUUCAAUGUUCAUUGUUUUAUUAUGCUAUCAUGAUUAUGAAUAAAUCAUUCCAUCUGAACAGUG